Molecule: messenger RNA, 1131 nt
Organism: Capronia coronata CBS 617.96
Lineage: Eukaryota; Fungi; Ascomycota; Eurotiomycetes; Chaetothyriales; Herpotrichiellaceae
Product: pre-mRNA-splicing factor slt11
Exons: 1
Coding region: 1-1131 (376 amino acids)
Cellular component (GO): U2-type catalytic step 2 spliceosome; U2-type catalytic step 1 spliceosome; Prp19 complex
Molecular function (GO): pre-mRNA binding; U6 snRNA binding
Source: RefSeq, a predicted model, not a curated record
AUGCCGCCACAAAUCAAACAAGACCUCAACCGAUCGGGUUGGGAAACCACCGACUUCCCUUCCAGCUGCGAGAAUUGCCUGCCCGAUAACCCCUACGUUCAGAUGUUGAAGGAGGACUACGGGGCCGAAUGCAAGAUCUGCACCAGACCGUUCACCGUCUUCCGGUGGAAAGCCGACCGGACUGCAAGGACGAAGCGAACCAAUAUAUGCCUAACCUGCGCAAGGUUAAAAAACUGUUGCCAAUGCUGCAUGCUUGAUCUUUCUUUCGGACUACCAAUCACUGUCCGUGAUGCAGCGCUGAAAAUGGUGGCGCCUGGUCCACGGUCGACCAUCAACCGCGAAUAUUACGCCCAAGAGCACGAAAAGGAACUUGAGGAGGGCCGAGGCGCAGUGGAGGCAUAUGAAAAGACGGAUGAGAAGGCACGAGAUCUACUGAGGAGACUGGCCAACAGUGAACCCUACUACAAAAAGCAAAGACGCUUGGGAGCAGAAGGCUCGGACAAGCCAGCCGAGCAGAAACAAAGCGGAUAUGGACCAGGACCGAUACGAACGUCCGAUACUCGAAAAGCAGGAAAUGCAACACGAGGCGCUCGAUCCGGACCUGGUGGUGCGAGAACAGUCGCAAGUGCCGUACGACCUCCGCAACCCGAAGACUACUUGCCACCGGCUGAUCCCAAGAUCACAUCGCUGUUCGUUACUGGUGUCGAGGAUGAUCUGCCCGAGCAUGCCAUUCGCACCUUCUUUACCCCCUUCGGUCAGAUCCGUUCGAUCGUCUGCUCACACCGAGCUCAUUGUGCGUUUAUCAAUUAUGCAACGAGAGAAGGAGCUGAGGCGGCCGCCGCGCACUGCCAAGGGAAAGCUGUCAUUCAAGGCUGUCCUUUAAGGGUCAGAUGGGGCAAACCGAAACCACUCGAUAACACUGAUCGGGAACAGAGAAUGGAAUGGGCCCGAGAAGGAAGACAGACCGCGGCAGCCGUCAAGCAGGCGCAGUCCGGCGGUCGAGCCAUAACUGCUGGCGACGCUCAAGGCCAACGAGAAGAGACAGACGGAGGAGAUAAGAGUACAGCAAUCACAGUUGCGCCUCCACCGGGUCAGAGCGAGGUUACAUAUGCCAGUCUGGCUGGAGAUUAG